Molecule: messenger RNA, 1580 nt
Organism: Trifolium pratense (red clover)
Lineage: Eukaryota; Viridiplantae; Streptophyta; Magnoliopsida; Fabales; Fabaceae
Product: caffeoylshikimate esterase-like
Exons: 8
Coding region: 370-1407 (345 amino acids)
Cellular component (GO): membrane
Molecular function (GO): lipase activity
Source: RefSeq, a predicted model, not a curated record
AGAUUUACCUUAUUUUUCGGAUCCUCUUCAAGUUGUUUGUUUCUGAAAACCUAAUAAAUCAUUAAAAACUAUAAAACUCACGAAGCUUCAUAGAUGCCACCACUUAAUGGUUGGCACAUUUCAAUUUCAAUAACUUAAAAAGAAAAAAUAAAAAGUUGAUUUUUUCCCUACAAAAAAAUAUUAUUUUCCCAUUAACUUUUUAUUUUCCUUUUCCUCAAAUUUAUAUAUACACACAUUUUCUUUUAUUUAGUUUCAUUUGAUUCUAGUUUCUGGUUUGUCAUCAAAUCAAGCCAAACCAAAAUUUGAGAAUUCUGUAGAAUAUUUCAAGGGUGAAAUUAUUAAUAAUAAUUAUCAUUAUUAUUAUCAAGGAUGAAGAAAUUACCAGGUGUUGAUGAAAAUUUGCAGAAGAUUUUGGAUUCAAAAAUGGAUGAAGUUCCUGCUAGAAGAAAAGCUCGUGAGGCUUUUAAGGAUAUUCAGCUUAAUAUUGACCAUAUACUGUUUAAGACUCCAUGUGAUGGACUAGAAAUGAAAGAGUCUUAUGAAAUGAACUCAAGAGGGGUAGAGAUCUUUUGGAAAAGUUGGCGUGCAAAGGAUUUGAAGCCAAAAGCCUUAGUUUUUUUCUGUCAUGGAUAUGGAGACACUUGCACAUUUUUCUUUGAAGGAAUAGCUCGAAAACUUGCAUCAUCCGAAUAUGGAGUUUUCGCUAUGGAUUAUCCGGGAUUCGGUCUUUCACAAGGUUUACAUGGAUAUAUUCCAAGUUUUGAUAUGCUUGUGGAUGAUGUUAUUGAGCAGUACUCCAAAAUCAAAGAAAAUCCAGUGUUCAAAUCACUUCCAUGUUUUCUUUUUGGACAAUCUAUGGGUGGAGCUGUUGCAUUAAAGAUACAUUUGAAACAACCUAAAGCUUGGAAUGGUGCAAUUCUUUGUGCACCAAUGUGUAAAAUUUCAGAGAGCAUGGUUCCACCAAAGUUGGUUGUUCAUAUGCUAACUGCGAUGGCAAAUCUUCUUCCGAAGAAUAAGUUUGUUCCGACAAAGGAUUUAGGAGAAGCGGCAUUCAGAGAACCAAAGAAGAGGGAACAGACAGAAUAUAAUGUUAUUAGUUACAAGGAUAAACCGCGCUUAUGGACUGCUGUAGAACUGCUAAGAACCACCGAAGAAAUCGAACAAAAACUGGAAUACGUGACUCUACCAUUAUUAAUCCUUCAUGGAGAAGCUGAUACAGUGACUGAUCCAUCAGUGAGCAAAGCAUUGUAUGAAAAAGCAAGUUCUUCAGACAAGAAACUUGAGCUUUACAAAGAUGCUUAUCAUGCUCUAAUUGAAGGUGAACCUGAUGAAACAAUAACUCAAGUUCUUAAUGAUAUCGUUUCUUGGCUUGAUGAUCACAGCUUGAAACACAAUCAAUCUUCUUAAUAAUGAUUGUAUAUUUACAUAAGAAAGAAAUAAACAUAAUAUCAAUCUUGUUUCUUUUACAUUUUUUGUUGUUACAUUGACUAUAGACUAUAGUUAUGUUGUAUAUGAAUAAUAAUAUGCAAUGUGUAUAUCUUUACAUAAAAAAGAAACAGACAAGCAAUUUUCUUCUUUUA